CCCGCUCAAAAUUUUUCUCUCUCCUCACUUGAAUGCGCGGGUUCUCUCUCCUCGUAAAGAAAAAGAACGCUCAGAACGCUCAGAGCCUUCCUCUGUUUCCUCCUCCGCGCAUCCCACCUCCUCCGCCUCCGUCUCCAGCUCUGCCUCCGUCUCCGCCUCCGCCUCGGCCUCCACCUGCCCAAAAGCCUCGCUGGUCAUCUGCCUCUGGUAUCUCGGUCUCGUUCCCGAGCCGCACCAGGCUCCCCGCCGCUGACCAGGCGCUGUCCCUGACGCUGGCCCGCUCGGUCGCGAGGGAGAUCUCGGCGGACUUUGGCGGGGUCGACGGCGCGGCGAAGAAGGAGAGGCCUGCUGCAUUUUCUCUCUCUUUUUUUUCAACGAAGCGCUUUUUCUUCCCGCUUCUGCCUCUCUCUUCCUCAGCACUCCUCUCCUCUCUGUGCCGAGCCCUCUCACUCACCCUAAGCGCUUCCCUCCUCGUCGACGUCAUCGACUUUCCAGCCGCGGCUCCAGAAAUCGCCGGCUGCCGACUGGCCUCUCGAGCUUCUUUGUCUUCUACUCCUUAUUCGGUCCCGAUUUCGGGCUCGAGUACGUAGCCAAGGAUUUUGAAGCAAAAGAGGUUUGCGAGGCUAGAUAUACUGGUGGCGGUGCUAAGUUUUGGGGUUUCGGCGACGCCGCGACGGCUGCGAGGGAUAUUGUGGUGGAGGAGAGAGAGGCGUAUGGGUACCGUGAGACCUCGCUUUCUCCUUUUGCCUUUUUUUUCUUUUCUAUCGCCUCUGUCUCGCCGGAGUAAGAGCGCGGAGCAGAACGUCGAGCGCAGCGAGGCGAAGCGGGAGAGAGGCAAUGUCUACUUCGCCCGAUGCAGAUUCAGUCGACGCCCUUCGCUCCCAGAUCCAUUCUCUCCAGACGACGAUCAACGAGCUGGAGAAGCAGAACGCCGACCUUUCUUCUCGACUCUCUGGAUGUUGCUGUCAAAAGAUGGAAGACAAGAUUGGUUGUGUCGUAGAGGGAGGCGGAGUGGUCGAUGGGAAUGGCAAAUCAAUGAAACUGGACAAGAAGACUAGGAAGAAAAAAGAUUUCAAAACAGGAAUUCUCAAACACCAUCCAAGGCGAUAUGUUGCUCUAAGAUUGAUGUAUUUUGGACAAAGGUUUUAUGGUUUUGCCUCUGAAGCACAAUUGGAUCCAACUGUCGAGACACCUAAUUCAUUUCGAUCCGAAUCCCAUCAUACUGAUUUUGGUGUCAUGCAGUCUGAAAUUUUUGAAGCUCUUGAGAAGACUAAGCUUUUAGUUGGUGACAAGAAAAAGUCACAGUACUCAAGAUGUGGCAGAACAGACAAAGGAGUUUCAUCUUUUGGACAAGUAAGUUCAAAACUGCUACUCCGCUUCUAA
This is a messenger RNA of Eucalyptus grandis, 1383 nucleotides long. Its product is annotated as tRNA pseudouridine(38/39) synthase. The transcript has 6 exons. Gene Ontology annotation, molecular function: pseudouridine synthase activity; RNA binding. The record is from RefSeq and is a predicted model, not a curated record. Gene Ontology annotation, cellular component: cytoplasm; nucleus. NCBI's taxonomy places the organism in Eukaryota, Viridiplantae, Streptophyta, Magnoliopsida, Myrtales, Myrtaceae. Gene Ontology annotation, biological process: tRNA pseudouridine synthesis; mRNA pseudouridine synthesis. Bases 838 to 1383 code for a protein of 181 amino acids.